AUGGAGGCAGCUCUAGUGAGUGCAGCGACAGGCGCCCUGAAACCCGUUAUGAGGAAGCUGGCCGCUUUGAUGGGUGAUGAGUACAAGCAUCUCAAGGAAGUGCAAGGCGAUAUCAGGUUUGUCACGGAUGAGCUCACUGCCAUGCAUGCGUUUCUCCUCAAGAUGUCGGAGGAGGAGGAACCUGAUGAACAAGAUAAGGUAUGGAUGACAGCGGUGCGGGAGCUAUCCUAUGACAUGGAGGACUCCAUCAACGACUUCAUGCAAUGUGUUGACGAUAAAAACACUAAGAUAGAUGGCUUCAUAGAGAAAAUCAAGAACUCACUCAGAAAAUUGGGAAAGGCGAAGGAUCGGCGCCAGAUUGGCUUUGAUAUACAAGAUCUGAAGAGGCAAAUCAUUGUGGUGAGCAGUCGGAAUGAAAGGUACAAGACUCCUCAGGCUGUCCUCAAGACCAUCAACUUCUCCAACAACAAAAUUGAGGUCGUUGACCCUAGAGCUUUAGCUAUCUUUGAGCGUGCAUCAAAGCUCGUCGGAAUUGAUGAACCAAAGUCUGAACUAAUGGAACUAUUGACUGAAGAGGAUGGACGCGCAUCAACGGAACAACAACUGAAGAUGGUAUCCAUUGUCGGAUCUGGAGGAAUGGGCAAGACAACUCUUGCAAAUCAAGUAUAUCAAGAGAUCAAAGAGAAAUUCAAGUGUAAGGCUUUCGUAUCACUAUCACGAAAUCCAGACAUGAUGAAUAUCUUGAGAAUCAUUCUCAGCGAACUUAGUUGUCAAGUUUAUGCUCACACUGAAGCAGGGAGCAUACAACAACUAAUCAGCAAGAUUAACGAUUACCUAGCUCACAAAAGGUAUUUUAUAGUGAUUGAUGACAUAUGGGACAUCAAAACAUGGGAUGUUCUUAAGUGCGCAUUCCCCAUGAACAGUUGUGGUAGCAUAAUAAUCACCACUACUCGUAUGCGUGAUGUCGCAUAUUCAUGUCGUUCAUCAAUCGGUGGUCAUAUUUACAGUAUAAAGCCUCUUAAUAUGUCACACUCAAGACAACUAUUUCACAGAAGAUUAUUUAACUCUGAAGAAGAUUGCCCGCUAUCACUCGAAACCAUUUCUAACCAAAUAUUGAAAAAAUGUGAUGGAUUGCCUUUGGCGAUCAUUGCUAUAUCUGGUUUGUUGGCCAACAAAGAAAGAACAAAGCAUCUGUGGAACGAAGUGAAAGAUUCAAUUGGUCGUGCACUAGAAAGGAAUCCUAGUGUCGAACGAAUGAUCAAGAUAUUGUCACUUAGUUACUUUGAUCUGCCUCCUCAUCUUAAAACAUGUCUCCUCUAUCUAAGUAUAUUUCCAGAAGAUUCUGUUAUUGAGAAGAAAGCCCUUAUAUGGAAAUGGAUUGCAGAAGGAAUUAUUCACAAAGAUGGCAAAUAUACAACAUAUGAGUUAGGAGAGAGGUGUUUUAAUGAGCUCGUUAAUAGGAGUUUAAUCCAACCAGUGGAGCUGGACAAAUAUGAUAAGGUGUUUAAUUGCCGAGUUCAUGAUACAAUUCUUGAUUUCAUUAUAUCCAAGUCCAUUGAAGAGAACUUUGUUUCUUUCAUUGGUGUCCCCAGUUUAACAAUAGGGACAGAAAGUAGAGUGCGCCGAUUCUCCAUGCAAGUUGAAGGAGAACGAAUAUCUGAAAUGCCGACGAGCGUGAUAUUGUCUCAUGUCCGGUCACUUAAUGUGUUUGGGAAUACAGUGAAAAUCCCCCCAAUGAAGUAUUUCAGGCAUUUGCGCGUUGUGGACUUUGGAAGAUGCGGGCAAGUGGAAAACCACCAUCUUGCAGAUGUAGGCCGUCUUUUUCAGCUAAGGUACCUCAACAUUAGCUGGACAAGGGUACGCAAUCUUCCAGAACAAAUCAGGCAUCUACGGUGCUUAGAGUUGUUGGACAUUAGGCGCACGGAGGUCUCCAGUUUACCAGCAAGUAUUGUCAAUCUCAAAAAGCUGGCACAUCUACUUGUUAGCAGACUUGUUAGAUUUCCUGAUGGCAUUGCAAAGAUGCAAGCACUGGAAACAUUGAAAUGGGUGAGCGCCGACCAGUCAUGUAACUUUCUGCAGGAGCUUGGGCAGCUAAAGAAUCUGAGGAAGCUGAACCUUUGCCAUAUGAAUGAUGCAGAACAGAACAAGGAGAUUAUUGCUUAUUCUCUCAAUGAACUAUGCACACAAAACCUUACAUCUCUAACUAUGUGGAAUGAUCAUGAUAGCAUCCUAUUGAAUACAUGGUGCACUUCUCCUCCACUUAACCUUCAAAAGCUUGUGACUUCGGCCUGGGUCCUCCCAAAGGUUCCGGAUUGGAUAGGAUCACUCAUGAACUUGCAGAAGUUAAGCUUGGAAGUGGAGAGAAUCAGGCAGGAAGAUAUCUUCAUCCUUGGAGCCUUACCUUCUCUGCUUACUCUGAGUCUCCAAGGAAUGGAAGAUCGGUCUUCUUGUAAAGACAGAAGGCUGGCAAUCACAAGUGAAGCUGGGUUCCGAAGCCUGAGGAUGUUUACUUACGUGGUGCUGGGAGAUGGGAUGGAUCUCAUGUUUACAGCAAGAUGUAUGCCCAAGCUAGAAAAACUGAUAAUUCAUUUUUCCGGUGGUGUUGAAAAUGAGACUCUCUGCUGUCCUGGUGCUAUUGAUUUUGGGAUAAGAAACCUGUCGAGCCUCACUACUUUCAGAUGUGAGUUUGUUUGCGACAGGGGCAUUGCUGAUGCUAUAAUUGCUUCCCUGAAGAGAGAAGUCAGCACACAUCCUAAUAACGACCUUCGUCUAAUCAUCGAGAUGUACAAUGUUGAACUCGAGCUCCAGCUGCUUCAGUAG
Messenger RNA from Triticum turgidum subsp. durum (durum wheat), 2820 nucleotides. The record is from the annotation of a GenBank genome assembly. Lineage: Eukaryota; Viridiplantae; Streptophyta; Magnoliopsida; Poales; Poaceae.